AUGAAGUCGAAGUGGCUGGCGAAGGUCUUCACGAGAAAAGUAGAAGAGAAUCCGAAGUUGAAGCUGGGCACCAUACAAAGUAGGACUCUUAGGAAGUGGAAUGUGCAGAUUUCAAGAGCAAAGGCAUUUCGGGCCAAGCAGAUUGCACUGGUUGACAUUAAUGGAACUUUUAGGGAGCAGUAUAGAAGACUUUACGACUAUUGCCAUGAGUUGCUGCGCACCAAUCCUGGUUCAUCUGUGAAGCUGCAUGUUCAAUUACCUCCAGCAGCCCAAACUGAGCACCCCGAUACAUUAGUCGACCUAAGUCCACGAUUUCAUAGGAUUUAUAUUUGCUUAAAGGCUUGCAAGGAGAGUUUCAUGAAGUGUAGGCCUAUGAUAAGGCUUGAUGGUUGCUUUUUGAAGACACCAUAUGGAGGAUGGCUAUUGGUUGCUAUGGGGUGGGAUCCGAAUGACCAGAUGCUACCUAUAGCAUAUGCGGUCGUGGAGGCUGAGACAAAAGAUUCAUGGACGUGGUUCCUCUCAAACCUAAUUGAUGAUAUAGGAGCGGAUAAAUUAUUACGUAGCACGUUCAUGUUUGACCAACAAAAGGGCCUGGUGCCAACGUUUGAUGAAAUACUUCCAGGUGUUGAUCACAGAUUCUGGCUGAAUCUUAAGAAAAGGAUGUGGAGAGCUGCAAAAUGUACAUAUCUAGCAGCAUGGGAAAAGGAGUUGAUGGAAAUCCGAGCCAUUAGUGAGGGUGCCUAUCGACACUUGAUAGGAAUUCGUCCAAAGUAUUGGACUAAAUCAAGGUUUGAAUUCUAUCCUAAAUGUGACGCUCUUGUCAAUAAUAUGUGUGAAAGCUUUAACUCUGCAAUUGUUGAAUCAAGGGAAAAAUCAAUAUUGACAAUGCUAGAAGAUAUUAGAGUUUAUUUGAUGAAGAGAUGGGCUGAAAAUAGGGUACUUAUUGAGAAGUAUAUGGAUGAUAUUCUUCCUAGGAUUAAGCUUAAGUUACAAAAGGAAAUAGAUGCUUCUAGGUGGUGGUUUCCGGUUGCUGCCGGCAUUUCAAAAUUUGAAGUCAUAAGAGGCAGGGACAAAUUUGUAGUGAAUCUUCUGAAGAAAGAGUGUACUUGUAGAAAGUUUCAAAUGACAGGUUUACCUUGUCCGCAUGCAGUUAGUACAAUUAAUUGUGCUAAAGAUGAUAUUCGAAAAUAUGUUGCAAGCUGUUACACUAAAGCUGCUUAUGUGGCUUGUUAUACCCCCAUGAUUAACCCUUGUAAUGGAGAUACAAUGUGGGAGAGAACUACUCACCCAGAUGUGAUGCCUCCACCACAUAGAGUGCCAAUUGGGAGGCCUAAGAAGAAAAGAGCAAGGGGGGAGGGUGAAGAACCACAGGGCCCAAGCACAUCUAGGCUGGGGUUAUAA
Messenger RNA from Arachis stenosperma, 1401 nucleotides. RefSeq lists its product as uncharacterized. The transcript has 3 exons. Gene Ontology annotation, molecular function: zinc ion binding. The coding region runs from base 1 to 1401 and encodes 466 amino acids. The record is from RefSeq and is a predicted model, not a curated record. NCBI's taxonomy places the organism in Eukaryota, Viridiplantae, Streptophyta, Magnoliopsida, Fabales, Fabaceae.